AUGGCUCGCAUAGCGGAACAAAACCAGAAGAUCAAAGAAGUCCUCCCUACGGUCAAAACCGAGGCGGAACAGAUCGACCAGAUCGCGAAGAUAAGAGGAUGGUUCCGCCCAAAGGAGGACAGCGCUUACUACCCGUUGAUCCAAGAAUUCCUCAACGAGCAGAUCGACGCAAAGGAAGCGACGUCGCGCAUUCUUGGGCCAAUCGACGAGAAGAUCAAAGACGCCAAACUCGACGAUGUAGACUUCAUGGACCUUUGGAAAAGCAUCAUUCAUUCAGCAAAGCGGUUGACUUUCCGUAAUGGCCCACAGGUAAACCACAACAUGUUGAUCGACUUGGUCAGCGCGUUCAAGGAGCAUUCCAUACCGGGCAAUGAGCAAUACAACUACCUCUACCAGGAGAUGACCGACUUCAGUAUGGCCUGCCGCGAGGCUCUCAACGACUCUCCAGUAGCACAUGACGGCUAUAUCGACCGAGAAAUCGAAGCCUGGGCGAAUAUGAACUUUUUCUUCGCCCUAGUGGCAGGCAAACACAUCCAUGACCUCUCCAUGUACGCUCUCUUCGUACUACGAGAAGCACUCGAGACGCCUGCUAUCGACGAUCCAAUGUCAACCGCCAACCAAAAGUACGAUGCCAACGUUCCUGCGGCUGCAGCCUGGAUACUAGGCUACGGCCACGACCUCUUCCGCAUGGAGAAAGACCUCACACCCUCGGAUCGCAAGCAAGGCAACCCAGGCCGCGGCGGCGAACUCUGGAAGGGAAAAUCUGAGUUCAGCAAGGAGAGAUGGGCAUUCUGGAAAGAACGUUUUGCAGCGAUUGCAGAUAUGGAGGGCGUCAGUGAGCAGACCAAGAUUGAUGCUAGAGAUGCGAUAGAGGGCAUGGAGAGGAGCCAGACGUAUGAGCACUUGAGGUAA
Molecule: messenger RNA, 912 nt
Organism: Alternaria alternata
Lineage: Eukaryota; Fungi; Ascomycota; Dothideomycetes; Pleosporales; Pleosporaceae
Exons: 2
Coding region: 1-912 (303 amino acids)
Source: RefSeq, a predicted model, not a curated record